GAUCAAAAAAAUCAAAAGGACGAUAGCGUCAUUUCAUCAACUCAAACGGUCUCUAAUUUUCCUUUAGGUCCUCCCUCUCUACACAAAUGUCAUUUCCUUAAUAACACUUCACUACACUUUCCUUCUCUCCCUUUCGCCCUUCGCCCUUCGCCAAAACCAAUAACUCUUCACUGUUUAUCAAUUCUCUCUCUCUUUCUAACAAUGCCGAUUCAAUAUUGAUCACGUAAACUAAUCUCCUAUAAACUUUGUCAUACUUACUCCAUUGUUGCCGGCAAUAAUGUCGGUUUCCGGCGAGACUCAGAGUUCCGGGAACUCUUCGAUCACAAGUUUUUUCACUGCAAAAACUCCCAUUCUAGGUCUGCAGCUGUAUAUUGUGAUCGCCGCUACUGUUAUCAUUAUGGUUGUUAUACUUUUUCUCAUUUGUUUACUAAUCAGGCUAAAUCGAACCUCGAAACGAAAUUGCAUAGGAAGUAAGAAGAGUUCUGGUUUGUUGCCAUUGGUAGCUGAUGUGAUCCGCGAAAAUAGAACGACCGAUCUCAACGAGAUUGGUGGUAAAAUAGAUAGGAAAAAGGAGGAUGAGACUAUUGCGAUUCUACGAAAAGAAGCUCAGGAAGUGCUUGAGAUUGAGUCUGAAGGUAUAAAAGGAAGUUCAGGGAGUAAUGAGUCGAGUACUAGUCGGAGUGAUACAUCAUCGGCGAUCUCUGGUUCUAAUGAGUCGACCAAUAUUGGAUGGGGACGUUGGUACAGUUUGAAGGAACUGGAGAUGGCGACUAACGGAUUUCGUGCUGAGAAUGUGAUCGGUGAAGGUGGAUACGGCGUCGUAUUUCGUGGAGAGUUACAAGAUGGUUCAGUAGUAGCUGUCAAAAAGCUUCUAAAUAACAAGGGUCAGGCAGAGAAGGAGUUCAGGGUGGAAGUUGAGGCCAUUGGCAAAGUGAGACACAAAAACCUUGCGGGUCUUCUUGGUUAUUGUUCAGAAGGUGCUCACAGGAUACUAGUGUAUGAGUACAUUGACAAUGGCAAUUUAGAGCAAUGGCUACAUGGUGAUGUAGGGUCCGUUAGUCCUCUAACGUGGGAGAUUAGGAUGAAAAUCGCAAUUGGAACUGCUCGAGGACUUGCCUAUUUGCACGAAGGUUUGGAACCCAAAGUUGUCCACCGUGAUGUUAAAUCAAGUAAUAUUCUGUUGGAUAGGAAGUGGAAUCCAAAAGUAUCAGAUUUUGGACUUGCCAAGCUGCUAGUGUCUGAGAAAAGCUAUGUGACUACCCGUGUUAUGGGGACUUUCGGAUAUGUUUCUCCUGACUAUGCCAGUACUGGUAUGCUUAAUGAGGGGAGCGACGUGUAUAGUUUUGGUGUUAUGCUCAUGGAGAUUAUUACAGGAAGAAGUCCUGUUGAUUAUUCAAGACCACCUGGGGAGAUGAACUUGGUUGAUUGGUUUAAAGGAAUGGUAGCAAAUCGACGUGGUGAAGAAUUGGUCGACCCGUUAAUUGAAGUCCAUCCUCCUCCUAGAUCCCUAAAGCGGGUUUUGUUGAUCUGCCUUCGUUGCAUAGAUAUGGAUGCCAACAAGCGGCCAAAGAUGGGACAAAUAGUACAUAUGCUAGAGGCUGAUGAAUUUCCUUUCCGUUCAGAACCUCGACUAGUCCAGGAAGGUCCUCUAAAUCCACGUUUAGCCGGUAUCAAUAGACUUCAACUAGCUACUAAGAAUGGGGCAGGUGAUGAUGAUCAGAAACCUAGAGGAAGAUGAUAACCCUUUAUUUUGGGAUGAAGAGUUAUACAGGGUAUUUUAGUAUGUAUAUUCUUUCGAAUCAUUUCCGCUCAGUCCCAGUUUGUUGUUUCCUACGGUAUUAAUUUUGUGUCCUGAGCUGUGCUUAUUGCCUAUGUAGGCUAUAUAUCUUGGUCAAUUUUGUAUAUAAACAUAGUUACACUACACAAUGUCCUUGUAUUGACUCGGGAAAAACACUUGCAUUAUCUUAGUUAUUUACAAGCUAGUUUUACUUGAA
This is a messenger RNA of Capsicum annuum, 1994 nucleotides long. Its product is annotated as probable receptor-like serine/threonine-protein kinase At4g34500. The transcript has 7 exons. The coding region runs from base 278 to 1738 and encodes 486 amino acids. The record is from RefSeq and is a predicted model, not a curated record. Gene Ontology annotation, biological process: protein phosphorylation. Lineage: Eukaryota; Viridiplantae; Streptophyta; Magnoliopsida; Solanales; Solanaceae. Gene Ontology annotation, molecular function: protein kinase activity; ATP binding.